AUGAGAGUUAGAAAGAAGACAUCUAAGAGAACCUCCACUCGUAUGAGAGAGGGGAUCAAGAAGAAGGCUACUGCUCAGAGAAGAAAGGAGAAAAAGAUGGCUAAAAAAGACAUAACAUGGAAAUCAAGAAGUAAGAAAGAUCCCGGCAUCCCAGCUAGUUUUCCAUAUAAAGCCCAAAUUCUAGAAGAAAUCGAGGCAAAAAAGAUGAGAGAAAUGGAAGAAAGAGAGUUAGCUAAGCAGCAAAGACUUGAAGCCAAGAGAGCUGCCAUGGAAGCUGGUGUUACUGAAGAGAUGAUGGAUGAUGAUGAAGAUGACUCUAACGGCUUAUCUGCUCUUGUAGAAUCUGCACAGGCUGCCGCUGAAGAGUACGAUGGUCAUCCUUAUUCAGAAGAACUUCAGUCUCAACCAGUUGAUGUUAUCGAUUAUGAUAUUGACUUCUACACAGAUGCUGACAAUGAUAACGACUCAGAGCUAGAGAAAUCGAGAAAGGCUUACGACAAAAUCUUUAAAACUGUAGUUGAUGCUUCUGAUGUUAU
Messenger RNA from Ogataea philodendri, 536 nucleotides. RefSeq lists its product as uncharacterized. The annotation marks the transcript as partial. The transcript has a single exon. NCBI's taxonomy places the organism in Eukaryota, Fungi, Ascomycota, Pichiomycetes, Pichiales, Pichiaceae. The record is from RefSeq and is a predicted model, not a curated record. Gene Ontology annotation, cellular component: nucleolus.